AUGAAGAUGAAUAUUUCACAUGGAGGAGUGUGCAUCUUUAUGUUGGGUGUUCUUCUGUCGUGCGACCCGGCGGCUUAUGUGCGACCUGUGGCCGACGCCUCCUAUUUGUUUAGGGCGGGUGGCGUGAACUCUGAUUCGAUCCGGCCUCGUUGCUCGGAAACACCCAGUGCUGACCACACUGAGAGACACGAAAGCGCAGGCCAGCCGGGUCGUGAGCACAGUGGGGACGAGCUUCCCAAAAAGCCAGCCCGGGCCGGGGGCGAGACAAAAUGGGCGGGCACGGGCGGUCUGGUGUCCGAGCCGAUUGGUCAGACGAUGACUACUUCACUUAUUAGAUUAGUAUUAGCCGCAUGUCCCGGAAUGGAAUGGGAUGGAAUAGAAAAAACGGGAAGCGCUACCGGUUCGGUUUUUUUGGGAGGGAGAAGCUUGUGA
This is a messenger RNA of Lactuca saligna, 432 nucleotides long. NCBI's taxonomy places the organism in Eukaryota, Viridiplantae, Streptophyta, Magnoliopsida, Asterales, Asteraceae. The record is from the annotation of a GenBank genome assembly.